UACACUGCAACACACUCUCAGAACUACACGCACCACUUUUCCUCGUUCGGUUAUUUAUUUUGAUAUAAUUUCCCUUCCAUCUAUCUCUACUCUGUAAAAUAUAGGGAAAAUUGUUAAGAGCACUGGAAAAGCAGGCUGUGAUUAUAAGCAAACGUGUACAGUUUGUGGUUGUUUGUCGGUUUUAUUUUAUAGACUAGAAUUUGUCGUGAAAUUUGAUUUAAAAUUUGGUGUCUCGGGGGCAGAAAAUUGCCUUUCGCAUGAUCUAUUUGUCAGCGCGUUAGUAAUAAGAGGAAUAAUAGUAGGAAGAAGAAGGCACAUUGCAAAACGAACCAAUAAUCGCCUACCCCGAUGGUGUUCAUCCAAUGUGUGCUGUGAUUAAUGUGUCUAGACUGUGAGGUUUUUUAGUUUCCGUAGAAUUCUGAUUUGUCGUUUCUGUAGUUUUGUGUAAUAAGUUUGAAAACUGUUUGGGAAACCUCGUUUCUGUGUUGCGUAGGAAAGUGUGAAUGAAAAAUCCUAGUUUUCAAGGAUUUUCCCCCAGUUUUUUGUUCUGCAAUUGAUCCCCUGGUGGUGUCGGUGGCUGAUUUAUAGUGUCGAGUAUCGAGUAACUUCCUGCCGUUGGUACACCAAUUCCUGAGAAGAUGUGUGCAUGUGGCGGAGAUGAAGGGAAGUAUAUCAUGGAAUCCAAGCCCUCAAUCAAGGGCCCCUACCUGUCACAGCAGCAGGAGGAUUUUCAUCCAUUUAUCGAGGCUCUCCUUCCAUACGUCAAGUCCUUCAGCUACACCUGGUUCAACCUCCAGGCGGCCAAAAGACGCUACCUCAAGAAGCAUGAAAAGAAAAUGACCCACAAUGAGGAAAAUAAAUGCAAGAGAGAUUUUCAGAACGAAAAUCCGGAAACGAAGCAAAAGUGGGCCGCCCGUCUGCUCGGAAAGCUGCGCAAGGACAUCAACCACGACAGCCGGGAAAAUUUUGUCCACUGCAUCUCGAAAAAGAAAACCUCAAUGUGCAUUCUAUCCAAUCCGGACCAGAAGGGUAAAAUGCGCCGAAUAGAUUGCCUCAGACAGGCAGAUAAGGUAUGGCGUCUGGAUUUGGUUAUGGUGAUCCUGUUCAAGGCUAUCCCACUUGAAAGUACCGACGGGGAACGGCUCGAGAAAGCAUGUUUCUGCACCAGUCCCAGUUUGUGCAUUAAUCCUUACCAUAUACAAGUAUUAAUUAAGGAGCUGGAUCUGUAUUUGGCCAAUUUCAUAAAAAGUUUCAGCGAUGAAGAAAACCAGGGAGAAAAGACGCACAAUUCUACACGGAAAUUUUCAAAAGGGAGUAGUAAGGCUUUCUCCUACGAUUUCAUCGCACCGACAGGAGUGUUCACGUCAUCCGAACUUUGGAGCAUCACUCAAGCCACGUUAAUGCACUAUUUUGUUCUCUUAUGA
Molecule: messenger RNA, 1424 nt
Organism: Uranotaenia lowii
Lineage: Eukaryota; Metazoa; Arthropoda; Insecta; Diptera; Culicidae
Gene: NfI
Product: nuclear factor 1
Exons: 8
Coding region: 639-1424 (261 amino acids)
Biological process (GO): regulation of transcription by RNA polymerase II; transforming growth factor beta receptor signaling pathway
Cellular component (GO): nucleus
Molecular function (GO): RNA polymerase II cis-regulatory region sequence-specific DNA binding; DNA-binding transcription factor activity, RNA polymerase II-specific
Source: RefSeq, a predicted model, not a curated record